GAACAUUCAAAUUCAUCAUUUUUAUCAAAUACGAACUUGCUUCUGAGACCAUUGACAUUGAAAACCCUAUCAAAGUCGUCUUCUUGGAUGUAUAAAAAAAAUCUAAAUUGUCUCUCUCCCAUUCUUUUCCGCUAAUAACUCAGUUUUCUUCUCUAUUACUAGCAGCAUUCAGUUUUGGGGUCUUUUGUUUUUUUGGAUUGUUUUGGAAUCUCAAUUGGGUUGGUCGACAUGGGUUUGACAAAAACAUUGCUUUUAUUGGUGUUUUCUUGUCACAGAUAUAUCCUUUUACUUGGAUACUGCAGCAUGGCCGGUGAAGGUCAGCAAAUCUCAUUACUUGAUGGAAAAGAAGACAAAUUUGGUGGUGUUGAGGUGAAUUUGAUGGAAGUGGAAUCCAUGACUGUUGAUGAUUUUGAUACAAAGCUUGAUCUUUCACUCAAGGCAUGGAAGGAUCAGGGGAAGAAGGGGAUUUGGGUAAAGCUGCCUCGUGAGCGUUCGAGUCUUGUUGACACGGCAAUCAAGAAAGGGUUUACAUACCAUCAUGCCGAGAAUGAAUACGUGAUGCUUACCUCUUGGCUCGGGGAGGAACCUAGCACUCUUCCUGCUAAUGCUUCUCAUCGUAUUGGGAUCGGUGCUUUUGUGCUAAACAAGAACGGAGAGAUGCUCGUGGUUCAAGAGAACAGUGGAUAUCUCAAAGAUAGAAAUGUGUGGAAGGUGCCUACCGGUACUAUUAAAGAGGGUGAGAGUAUAUGGGCUGGAGCCAUUAGGGAAGUGAAAGAAGAAACUGAUAUUGAUACAAAAUUUGUAGAAGUCCUGGCUUUCAAGGAAAGCCACCAAGCAGUCUGGCAAAGAAAAACGGAUAUAUUUUUCGUGUGUGAGUUGGAAGCAAGCACUUUUGAAAUCAAGAUACAAGAAUCUGAGCUCUCUGCUGCUAAGUGGAUGCCGGUUGAGGAAUACGUAAACCAACCCUUUCACGCCGAGGAGGGGAAAGAGAUGUUUAAGUUAAUAGCUAACAUCUGCUUAAAGAGGUCGAAGAAGGAGUACAUGGGUUUCCACAAUGUCCACACUACAAAAUCAUUGAAGGAGAGCCUUUACUGUAGUGCCGAUCAGUCCGCCAACCUCCUGAGCGAGACGUGUGACGAAGCCUCAACUUCCACCUCUCUCUGACAAAACUCUCGUCAUAACAUGUUUCUGUUUCUUUUGCUUGAGUUUUUUGUUUAUUGAAGAAAAAUGAAAUCGUUUCCUCUAUAAGUCUAAACGUCUGUCUCGGAGAAUAGACAUGUCUGUGAAGAUGCGGACUAGCUGUUGCCUUGGAGAUCCACGUUUAUUGAGCCACAUCAUAUCA
This is a messenger RNA of Camelina sativa (false flax), 1342 nucleotides long. Its product is annotated as nudix hydrolase 5. Lineage: Eukaryota; Viridiplantae; Streptophyta; Magnoliopsida; Brassicales; Brassicaceae. The record is from RefSeq and is a predicted model, not a curated record. Gene Ontology annotation, molecular function: NADH pyrophosphatase activity; NAD binding; ADP-ribose diphosphatase activity.